Neocloeon triangulifer is the source of this 2736-nucleotide messenger RNA. RefSeq lists its product as uncharacterized. The coding region runs from base 199 to 1908 and encodes 569 amino acids. The record is from RefSeq and is a predicted model, not a curated record. The transcript is spliced from 8 exons. NCBI's taxonomy places the organism in Eukaryota, Metazoa, Arthropoda, Insecta, Ephemeroptera, Baetidae.
CGCCUUCUCCCAACUUUUGUUUACAUCGGAGACAGAGGAGCGAUCGAAAUUAAAUUUUCCAUUUAUUUUAAUUUCGUUGAUUUGUAUUUAAAACGAUGUGUCUUCCUGCUUGUGCUAGUGAGAUUUCUUCUCGUUAAGCUUUUGAAAAAUAAUGCUGCCUUCCAUCCAUUAAAUAAAUAUUUUAAAAUAAUAUAGAAGAUGGAACAAAUAGACUAUAAAGACUUGAGCCCAGUCGAACGUCGCAAUUUCGUUAAAAUAAUUGAAAGCAGGAGAAGAAAUUACGGCGCAAGUAAAGGUACUUCUGAUGUUGAAAGUUUGAAGAGGCUGUCGAUGAAAACAAUUGCCCGGAGCUACAUGUUUUUCAUCAAACAAAAACCUAAUUCACUGAGGCACUUGCCUGAUACUCUCAUCCAAGAGUUCCUUGAAUUGAUAAGUGGUGAAAUAACGAUGAUUCCAAUUUUCGAAAGAUUGUUUCUGAAGAAACUGCUGAACUCGAACACAACCAAAUUUGACGGAUGCGAAUUUUCCUGGGGAAUGAAAUUCCAUACGUGGGACGAUAUUUUCAGCCACCUUUUGAAAAAUUGCCCAAAAGUUUACAAAAUUGUCCAGAAUGAUGAAUGGCAUUACGAUAUUUAUAGUCCAGACUGGCCCAUGGAAGAUUUGCUCCGGUGGACAAAGUUGGAGCACGCCAGUCUCUCCAGCUACGUCUGCUCUGACGAACACUUGGAACUAAUUCAACAGCACUUGCCUCGACUCAAGCACCUCGAGAUAGGAAUGGGGAAAAACACAGAAAAAGCUGUCAACGCUUUUUCAAAAAUGCAGAAUCUCAAACACCUCGGCAUCACAGCAGGCUGUCGAUCUGCUGAGAUUGAUUUUCCACUUCUGGCGCACUGCGUCGGUCGAACGCCCAAUCUGCAAAGUUUUCAUCUUCAUGAAGCCCACUUGAGCUAUACUGGCCAGUUUGAUUUUGUCUUGAUGUUCUGGAAAAUGUAUUGGUAUAAAAAAAUCACCAUCACACAAAUGACUGUAAAUCUACCAAUCAAAAUUAACUGGCCGUCCAAUGUGUCUGUUGAAAACCUUCACGUUGAUAUUGAUCAAAGCUCAGCAGUGUAUAUCAAGAGACUGUCUUCUGUUCCUUGCUCGCCUGCAGGGCUUGUUGUGACUGCUGACCCCGUUUAUAUUUACUUGCUAGUUGAAAUCCUUGGGCAGAACACCAAAUCCAUUGAAAUCAAUACACCUCGAUUGGAAUCGGAGAAGGUGCCCCUUGACCUAUCAGUCGUUCUUAAGCACUGCCCAAAGUUGGAAAAUCUGCGCUGCUUCUCUGAUGGCUUCUCCCUACCUCAUAACAUCAGAAAGUCGCCAGAACUGUUCAGAAACUUGAAAAAUUUUGAGUUCAUCACUUCAACAAACACUUGGAAUCAAGUUCUCCAAGACGACUCAAAAGCAAAUGAAUUUUACAAACAGUUCCUGCUUGGCUCAGAACGCCAUGACUGCAAAAACUUUGAGGUUAGCAACCUGGGCCAAAUUCUUGCUAUUUCGGAGGCUCUAGCGGUACGGCCUGAGUGUUUGAAGCUUCUAGAAAAUGUCAGUGUGCUUUUGUACAAUUAUUCAAUGUUGGAGGCGGCUCUGAAGAUGGUCCAGUGCCUGAUCUUCUGCUCUCCAAAUCUCAAGAAAGUUUAUAUUUGCUUUCUGCUCAAAACAACCUCAUUCAUCCAGAGGGCCAUUGACAAAGACCACAGUUGGUUCAAAGAACUUGUCACUAAAGUUGGAGUCGUCUGCAAACUUGUUCCGGACCGCUCAUUUCCCGACUUGGCAUUUCUUGAAAGGAACGGCAAUUUCGGAGACUUGAUAAAUGAUGAUGUUUACUGCUCAGGGGAAGAGAUUGAUGAGGACGUUGUCAUGGAGUAAUUUCGGGAAGAAUUCAAUUGGUCUGCAGAAGAAAAUGUUUCGUUGGACCAACAAAAUCACCAAGUUCUUCAAAAUCAAGGUGAACUUAAGUGCAGGCUCAAGCCUAGAAUCGUCCCAAGUCUUCACUUCAACUCCAUUAAUGUUGUAGAGGUAAGAGUUGAAAGUUUGAUUUGUCUGUUAGAUUUUUGAAAAUGGAAUUGAUUUAAACUGAAGUAUUAUUUUAUUACAAUCAGCUGUGCCAAAUGUUUGAUUCAAAGUGGCCUACUUGAAAAUAUAAAAUAUUCUUUAAAAUGUUGCGAGUUCAAUUUUCGCACAUCAACAGCGCCAACCACAUUUGCAGGACACAAUGCAGGUGGGGGAAGCUCUACUUUUUCCUCUAACACCAAGUUUCAACAUAAUAAAAGCUGGGAAUUUUUAGAAAAAGUAAAUACAAUAGGCAUUGUUUUGUCCAUGGCCGAGAUGACGCCGUUCAAAACGUCCAGCGCUUUUUCCUAUGUGCACUGAAUACUGAAUUUUUUGUGCUGCCCUAUCGCAAUCGUCCAUGCACGCUAAUUUUUAGAAUAUUCAAAUGAUUUCAAUUGGAAUAAAAAAUAAAAAUUAUAAUUUUACAUGCAGAUUUUUCACACUCGCCCUUGACAUCCAUAUUUUUAUUCAACUCGUCCAAAUUUCCUGCAGCCAUUUUUUCCAAAAUCGCCAACACGCCAUUCUCCACCGUCAAGGUUGAUGCGCUCCGGAGCGCGAGCGUUGGUUUUUUUAUGUGGAGAGCGCGAGCGUUACUUGCUGCAAAGAGCGCGAGCGUUCCCAAAAUUAGCGCGCGUCAACCUUGGG